Molecule: messenger RNA, 2322 nt
Organism: Sarcophilus harrisii (Tasmanian devil)
Lineage: Eukaryota; Metazoa; Chordata; Mammalia; Dasyuromorphia; Dasyuridae
Gene: DSCC1
Product: DNA replication and sister chromatid cohesion 1
Exons: 9
Coding region: 93-1271 (392 amino acids)
Biological process (GO): maintenance of mitotic sister chromatid cohesion; mitotic sister chromatid cohesion
Cellular component (GO): nucleus; chromatin; chromosome, centromeric region
Source: RefSeq, a predicted model, not a curated record
CUUGUUUAGGUACCAAUUUGUGUUUUGCGAACGCCUUCUCCUUUAGCCCGUUUGCAUCCUUCUUCCCCGGACCCCGGCCACCGGCAGCAGAGAUGCGCACCCGCGAGGAGGUGGACGCGACGUUGCAGAUCGCGAAGCUGAACCCCUCGGAGCUGCUCCCCGCCGUGCACUGUUUGAGCUUCAGUCCCGGGGCCAGCGGCGCCACGGCCGGAGACUUCUGCCUGAUGGAGCUUGAGCCUGCGCUCUGCCAGCAGCUGGAGGCGGGGCACAGUCUUGUGAUCCGUGGUGACAAAGAUGAACAGGCAGUGAUUUGCAGUAAAGAGAAAACCUAUGAUCUGAAAAUAGCAGAUACUUCAAAUAUGUUGCUUUUUAUACCAGGGUGCAAAACUCCAGAUCAAAUAAGAUCUGAGGAAAUGCCUCCUAAUAUAAUUCACACUGAGAUCUUUGGUUUUGCUAACAAUUAUUGGGAAUUAAGAAGAUGUAGGCCAAAAUUAAAGAAACUGAAGAAACUUUUGAUGGAAAAUCCAUAUGAAGGGCCUGAUGCUCAAAAGGAAAAGGACUCAAAUUAUUCAAAAUAUACAAUGGCAGAUUUUCUUGAUCAAAUUCAAGCAAGCGAGGAGGAAAUUGUGGCCCAUUUACAAGUCCUACAUGCCUGUGAAAUUGGAGGUUACUGGAGGAGCCUUGAAUUUGAUUAUGAAAUGAAACUCUUAAAUCACAUAACCCAACUUGUGGAUUCUGAAUCUUGGCCUUUUAAUAGAGUUCCUUUAACAACCUGUCUUCAGGAACUUGGACCAUUGGAACCAGAGAAAAUGAUAGAGCACUGUCUUGAAUGUUAUGGAAAGAGAUAUGUAGAUGAAGGUGAAGUUUAUUUCGAAUUAAAUACUGAUAAAAUAUGCAGAGCGACAGCACAGAUGCUAUUACAGAAUGCAGUGAGAUUCAAUCUCUCUGAAUUUCAGGAAGUGUGGCAACAAAGUGUUCCUGAAGGAAUGACAACUAGAAUGGAUCAGCUGAAGGGUUUAGCACUCACAGAUAAAUAUACUCGUCCAGAAACUAUAUUUUUGCUAAAGGUAGAUGAUUUACCUGAAGAAAAUCAGGAAAGAUUCAAUAGCUUAUUCACUCUAAGGGAGAAGUGGACAGAAGAAGAUAUUGCACCAUAUAUUCAAGAUCUAUGUGGAGAGAAGCAAACAAUUGGUGCAUUGCUCACCAAAUAUGCUCGUUCAUCAAUGCAGAAUGGUGUUAAAUUUUAUAAUUCCAGAAGACCUGUCUCUUAAAAGCCAAACAUCAUAUACUUUAGGUGUUGGAUUAAUUUUUUGUAUUUGAUGUAUUGAUAUUUUGUUGAUUUUUUUUUUUUUUUGUAAAUGUUUAAGCAUUCUGCUUACCUUCAUUUUCAUUUUAGAUUAUUUGAACAAUUGUAGGUAUUUUUAGGUAUUAGUAGCAGUACUGCAUCUACUGUUUUAUAUAUAACAAAAAGAAAAUGACAUUUUCCCUAUUUAGCAUCCCUGUGGUCAGACUCAUAUGUCACCAUUGAACAAGAUGAUUAUCUUUGUGAUGAUUUUUAAAUUUUUUUGGUAAGCCAAUCAGAGUUAAGUGACUUGCCUAGGGUGAGAUAACUGCUAAGUGUCAAGUAUCUGAGGCCAGAUAAGAACUCGGGUCUCCCGAUUCCAGGUCUAGUGCUUAAUCCCCUACACUAACUUACUUGUUCCCCAAAAUUUAUUUCUUGAAUGAGGGUUUGAGAGUUUAAAUGUAAAUUUUAAAAUAACUUUUCAGAGAACUGAAUUACAAAUAACCAUAAUUAUUUCAUUCACAGAGCAUUCUCAAUAAUUUAGAGAAAAUAGGGGUUCAAUGAAAUGUCUAGGAGCUGAAGGUGUAAAAAUAAAAUGAAAAGUGGUCCUUGCCUUCAAGGAGCUUUCAUUUUAAAGGAGGCUACAAUAUAUAAUAAGUAUGUUAGAAAGCAGUUAAUGAAGAGAGAACUAAACCUGGAAGUUGUAGAGGGCCGCAGAUAGUGAGGGAACUCUGAGUAGGGUAUAACAUCCUUCAACCCAGAAGGAACCUGCUGAUAAUGUCUGGUUCCACUUCCCAUCUUCCCUAAGGCUCUCACCUUUCCUGAGAAGUCAAAGAGGGUGUGACCACCUAUGUUCUACUUGAAGCAAGGGAUACUUAUAGUAACAUAUCAAUAGCAGGGUGCUUAAAUAGUUAAUACUUGCCUCAGUGUGCUUUGGUGAUAUUGUUGGCACAUGCUUAGUGUGCUGUAGUGAUAUAAUCAUACUGAAGUAUUUAGGGGCUGAGUGUACUGGAAAUAAAUGGAUUCCAUCUUUGACCAUC